Molecule: messenger RNA, 1332 nt
Organism: Acanthamoeba castellanii str. Neff
Lineage: Eukaryota; Discosea; Longamoebia; Acanthamoebidae
Exons: 6
Coding region: 1-1332 (443 amino acids)
Source: RefSeq, a predicted model, not a curated record
AUGUCUAGUCCUCCUUCGCCUGCGUUGCCGUCGACACCUUCGACGUCGUCACUCUUGUUCUUGGGCGCCGGAGUGGUCGGGUUGUGCGCGUCGGCUCUUGCUCUUGGCCUUGUCUUGCGCCGGCGCAGGUCUCUUGACGAUGACGAUGAAGAAGAGGACGAAGAGGAAGAAGAGGACGAGGAAGACCACAAGGCCGACCAGUCCCUCGUCCUCUCCAGGCUCACCCAGCGGGGUCCCGCCGGCCGCCUGUUCAGAGAGAGCUUCAGGCGCUCGCGCGGUGCCGCUGGCACGGUCGUGCGGCUCUUUCUCUCCAUCGACCCCUCGGAGGCCGCUUCGUCGGCCCACCAGGCUGGCUUCCCGUCGCCCGACCAAAUGGUGGUGAGUGCGAUGUGCUUCCUGUCCCUGGCCAACGAAGACCCGCCAGCGGAGGUGGUCGAUGCCAUGGCGACGCCGCAGGUGAUCGCCCACGCCACGGCCAUCCUGGCCAGCGACGCCCGUCGCGGGUCUCAGGAGUGCGACACGCUGGUGGCCUUCCUGUACCACAUCACGACCUACUACCCGAGCGCGGCGCAGGUGGUCUUGGCGGACCCGCGACUGCUGCCGGUUGUGUGCGGCUGCCUGCUCGACGCCACCGCAGACACGCCGCCAGACUACGUGGCACGUCUCUCGUCCCUGGCGGUGUCCAGUAUCUUGUCGAAGUUUGAAGAGUUGGUCGGAGGAGGGCUGGGAGACCACCUGUUGGCUCUCAUCACGUACCACCACAUGCAGCUGGAGCUCAUGUACCUGAGCGAUUUGGUGGCUCUGCUUGGCUGCCUCCUCCGAAUCAUCGCGGAUCUGCCGCAGUACAGGAGGCUGCUCAGCCGAGAACUGGCCGGCGUCGCUGCCCGGCUCGUCCACCGGGCUCUAACGAGCGGUGAGGCUUUGCAGCUGGUGGGCGGGAUCACCGCCCGCGUCACCGCCUUGCUUGUAGGGCGAGGCAAAGCCUUUCUUCCUAUAUUCCACCAAUUCCAGGGAUUCUUCCUUGAGCCAGUCAGUCCAGUGAGUGGUGAAGCAGCCACCACCACGGGACUGGAUCUGCUGCUGCAGGGGCUCGACGCGCCAGUCCCCGCCUGCGUGCUUGAUCGGCUGGUCGAGAUACUCGCCCGUCUCGCUGAUGGCAAUGAUGAGGUGCGGGAAGCGGUGGUGAGCAACGAGCGGGCCAUGAGCACGCUGAGCAGUGCUGAAUUCAAGGCCGCUGUGGGUCCCCAUGCGGAGGAGUUUCUCCUACUCCUGUCCCUUCGCGGGGAGGCCCAUCUCAGUUCAGACAGCGCCUAUGGCCAACUCGCCACCUGA